ACCCGGCCGUGAGAGAAAUAUAAAUAGCAGAAAAUCUAUAAUUUCUCCGCAAAUAGACGCUUUUUUCGUCUUUCCCUCCAUUCUCUUCACUCUCCUAGUGAGCAGUGAAGACCAAAGGAGGCAAAGACCAACUGUAUUCUCUCUGCUUCUCCGAUUCUUCGUCUGAAAACCCUAAAUCCAACUCUAUUUGCUGAUAACCCUCUCACUUAAGAGAUCAUUUUAUUCCGUUUCCUUAAAGUCAUAAGGCGUUUAAGUUCUUGGUUUGAUUGAAAGAUGGAGAAAGAAGCUGGUGGAUCCCCUCCACUUUCUAUGCCAAUCAAUGUGAAGCCAGAGCUGACAGUUCCCAAUCAUUCAAUCAUCAGUAGGCGUGGAUUUGGGUCUAGUGGGCGGUCCAUAUCUUUGCUUGCCAACCACUUUAAAGUUUCUGUGAAUGCAAAAGAUGCUGUGUUUUAUCAGUAUAGCGUUUCCAUUACUUCAGAAGAUAAUAGAGCUGUUGAAGGGAAGGGAAUUGGCCGAAAGAUAAUCGAUAAGCUUUACCAGACAUAUUCAUCUGAACUCGCCGGUAAAAGGUUUGCUUAUGAUGGUGAGAAAAGCCUCUACACGGUGGGUCCUCUGCCACAGAACAGGUUGGAGUUCACUGUGGUCCUUGAGGGAUCAUUUGCAAAACGUGAAAUCGGAAGCCCUGGUAAUGGUGGAAGCCCUGCUGCAUCUUCUAAGAGGUCAAAGCGUUCUUUUCAGUCAAAAACUUUUAAAGUAGAAAUAAGCUACGCUGCCAAAAUCCCUUUGAAGUCCAUUGCUCUUGCUUUCAAAGGAGUUGAGUCAGAACAUAAUAAUCAAGAUGCUUUAAGAGUGUUGGAUAUUAUCUUGAGGCAGCAAGCAGCUAACAGGGGGUGCCUUUUGGUAAGACAGUCAUUCUUUCUUGACGAUCCAAAGAACUUCACCGAUGUUGGAGGGGGUGUAACGGGAGUUCGGGGAUUCCAUUCCAGCUUCCGUACCACUCAGGGUGGCUUGUCUCUUAAUAUGGAUGUGUCUACAACAAUGAUCCUUACCCCUGGACCAGUUAUUGAUUUUCUAAAAGCUAAUCAGAAUGUACAGGAACCACGCUAUAUUGACUGGGUAAAGGCUAAAAGGAUGUUGAAAAAUUUGAGGGUUAGGCAUGAGCUCCGUAAAAUGGAAUUUAAAAUUAUAGGCCUAAGUGAGAAGCCAUGCAAUCAGCAAUAUUUUCCAAUGAAAGUGAAAAAUGGUGACAGUGCAAAUGGUGAGCCACAAACUGUGGAGAUAACUGUUUAUGAGUAUUUCACUAGACACUGUGGCAUAGAACUCACCUACUCUGCAUACCUGCCUUGCCUUGAUGUUGGCAAACCAAAAAGACCAAACUAUCUGCCAAUAGAGCUUUGUUCACUUGUUUCUUUGCAACGUUAUACAAAAGCUCUAUCUUCAAUGCAAAGAGCAUCAUUGGUUGAAAAAUCUCGACAAAAGCCUUUGGAUAGAAUGCGAACUGUGACUGAUGCUUUGAUAAAUUACCAUUAUGAUGAUGAUUCUGUUCUUUCUGCAUGUGGUGUUUCUAUAGAGAAACAAUUGAUGCAGGUUGAUGGUCGCAUACUUGAGACUCCAAAGUUGAAGGUUGGAAAUAGCGAGGACUGUUUCCCACGUAAUGGGCGAUGGAACUUCAACAACAAGACACUUUGGAAAUCCACUAGCAUUGAGCGCUGGGCUGUGGUCAACUUUUCUGCUCGUUGUGAUACUAGUCAGAUCUCCCGUGAUCUUAUUAACUGUGGAAGAAGAAAGGGCAUUCAAAUUGGACGCCCAUAUACCUUAAUUGAGGAGGAUCCACAAUCUAGAAGAGGUAGUCCACUUGCUAGAGUAGAAAAGAUGUUUGAGCAGAUAAUAUCAAAGCUUCCAAGUGAACCUGAAUUUAUUUUGUGUGUUUUGCCAGAGAGGAAAAACUCUGAUAUUUAUGGACCAUGGAAGAAGAAAUGUCUAAGUGAUUUUGGCAUCGUUACACAGUGCAUUUCUCCAUUUAAGAUUAAUGACCAAUAUCUCACCAAUGUACUUCUUAAGAUCAAUUCAAAGCUAGGAGGGAUAAAUUCUUUGUUGGCAAUUGAGGAUUCCAGACAUAUCCCACUCAUAAAGGAUACUCCUACAAUUAUUUUGGGCAUGGAUGUGUCUCAUGGCUCUCCUGGUCGAUCAGAUAUCCCAUCAGUAGCUGCAGUUGUUGGAUCUCUUUAUUGGCCACUGAUUUCAAGGUAUAGAGCAUCUGUAAGAACUCAAUCCCCUAAGAUGGAGAUGAUUGAUGCUUUAUUCAAGCCUUUAGCUAAUGGGAAUGAUGAUGGCAUCAUGAGGGAGUUGCUAGUGGAAUUCUUUCGUACAAGUAAUGGGCGCAAACCAAAGCAGAUUAUUGUGUUCAGGGAUGGAGUGAGCGAGUCACAGUUCAGUCAAGUUUUGAACAUUGAAGUGGAGCAAAUGAUAAAGGCCUAUCAGCAUCUUGGUGAGGUUGACGUUCCCAAGUUCACAGUAAUUGUUGCUCAGAAGAAUCACCACACAAAGCUAUUUCAAGCUAGUGGCCAUGAAAAUGUUCCUCCUGGGAUAGUUGUGGAUACAAAGAUUGUGCAUCCUAGAAAUUAUGAUUUCUACAUGUGUGCUCACGCUGGGAUGAUUGGAACUUCAAGGCCUGCACACUAUCAUGUCUUGCUUGAUGAGAUUGGUUUCUCUCCAGAUGACUUGCAAAGUCUUAUCCACUCUCUUUCCUAUGUGUACCAAAGGAGUACUUGUGCGAUGUCAAUUGUGGCUCCUGUAUGUUAUGCUCACCUUGCUGCACAACAGAUGGGGCAGUUUAUGAAGUUUGAGGAUUUGUCUGAAACCUCUUCAGGACAGGGAAGCAUGACAUGCGCAGGACCUGCUCCUGUUCCAGAGCUGCCUAGGUUGCACAAGAAUGUUGCGAAUUCCAUGUUCUUCUGCUGAGGUGCUGCUGACAAUUUUUCGUAAAUAGUGAGUUUUCUCUUGCCUAGUGCGACCAAGGCUUAAUGCUUCUGUUUUUCUUAGGAGUUCAGUAGUAUCAUCCAACGCUUUUUCUAUAGCUAAUUAUUAUUUCAACACAAUGAGAGAUCAAUUUUGCCUCGAAACUUAUCCUGAUCCUCUGAGUAGACGGAGAAAGGUUAGGAGAGGACUGGAGUUUGUCCCUUCAUUUCUUAAACCUGUGAAAGAAGAUUUGAGGAAGAAAGGGGUCUACAGUUGACAUAGGUUUAUAAUUAGAAAAUGAAUGUACAUUCUAUUUAGAUGUUUCAGGAUCUCAGAUCUUCUUAACUGGCUUUGUGCCCCCUUACGAAAUGAAAUGAAAUGAAAUCUUUAUGUUAAUUGGAUAGUCA
This is a messenger RNA of Hevea brasiliensis (rubber tree), 3365 nucleotides long. RefSeq names its product protein argonaute 16. The record is from RefSeq and is a predicted model, not a curated record. The coding region runs from base 274 to 2961 and encodes 895 amino acids. Gene Ontology annotation, cellular component: cytoplasm. The transcript is spliced from 23 exons. NCBI's taxonomy places the organism in Eukaryota, Viridiplantae, Streptophyta, Magnoliopsida, Malpighiales, Euphorbiaceae. Gene Ontology annotation, biological process: regulatory ncRNA-mediated post-transcriptional gene silencing. Gene Ontology annotation, molecular function: RNA binding; protein binding.